This is a messenger RNA of Larimichthys crocea (large yellow croaker), 942 nucleotides long. RefSeq names its product COP9 signalosome complex subunit 9. Lineage: Eukaryota; Metazoa; Chordata; Actinopteri; Sciaenidae. The transcript has 3 exons. Bases 115 to 324 code for a protein of 69 amino acids. The record is from RefSeq and is a predicted model, not a curated record.
UAUUUUCACGCGGCACCACGUUAGCUCAGGCUGUUGUUGUAGCUCCUGCAGCUAAUCAUAAUUUGAUGAUAAUCUGAGAAAUAAUAAAAACCUGUUCGGGUUUUGUCUUCAUCCAUGCCACUAAAGGAUCAGUCAAACUCCACCGCAGCCAUGAAGCCAGCCGUGGAUGAGAUGUUCCCGGAGGGAGCCGGACCGUACGUCGACCUGGACGAGGCUGGGGGAAGCACAGGACUGCUGAUGGACCUGGCUGCCAAUGAGAAGGCAGUUCAUUCAGACUUCUUCAAUGAUUUUGAGGAUCUGUUUGACGACGACGACAUCCAGUGACAGUCUCAGCGUGUCUUCAGAGUAAUAAUGGAUGAUAUUCACACCACUCAUCACCUCUUUUUUUUUGUCCUUUUUUGGAGUCAAAAGCAAACCAACCAUUUACCGUCUAAUGACAUAUAAUUUCCUUUCAUAGUUGUCCCAGGUUCAGGCUGUUUAAAACAUCCUUAAAAAAGUCGUCACCAGCUCCAGAUGUUGUGAAAUUCUUAAGAUCCCAGGGAUUCCUUCAUAUGUGGUAUGUUAAAAUUAUGAGCCUGUAUCGCGCUCGUGUCUUUCGACUGCUUCUAAAGUGGAUUGCAGGUUUCAGUGUGCCGGAGAACACCUGUUAGGAGCGUAAAUUAUACAUGUGAUGGGCAGAGGCUCCAUACGCUAUCGCCCUUAAACAUGCUGCAGAUGGCAUAUGAUAAACGACGGUCUGCUAAAAACGACUUAAAUUAUUUAUGUGACCCGUGUGUGAUAGUCACACGUGUGUUUGGUUUUAUAUCUGCAGUGAGUCAUGUUACAUCAUGAAUUUGUACAUAUGUGUACAGUAGUUAUGCAUCCACAGUAUUUUUGUCAAGACUAUAUAUGUGACUGGAAUGGUCAAAAAGACAAUAAAAGCACUUUGUAGAUAUGAUGAUA